GUGCCGUGCGAAGUGAGACAGAAGCAGAGGCUUUGGACGGUUGAAGCCGGGGCCGUCGGUAGAUGGCGGUAACCCAAGAAACCUGAUCCACAGGGUUCUCGGGCACUCUGUCUCAGUUUGCAGCACUCGCACUGAAGACAGAGGAGCUGAACAGUUUGAAGGACAUAAUAGAAAAAGAAAAGAAAAAAGAGAAAGCCCAGGAGAGCUCACGGCGGGUCUUCUCGAGUUUUGCGCGCAGCCCUCCCGAGCCGGAGACGGAACCCUUUGCCACCAAGAGAAAACGGGAAAACUAAAAACGCCAUGGAAGACAAAUCUAAUUCGUUCUCCAGCAACAAGGAGGAGAAGGCGGAUGGGAAUAAUGUUUUUCAGAGGCAAGACUCGAUACAGAAAAAUAACACGGGGAGCCAGAACAUGAAGGACCACGGCAACUCAGUGGGCUUCAAGGGGGAGCGGGAAGAGGCCAUGGUCGGUUUUGACGAUCUGGAGGGGGCGGCCAGGCAACAUGGUUUUAUGCAGAGGCAAUUUGGGGCCAUGAUGCAGCCCGGAGUCAAUAAGUUCUCCUUGCGUAUGUUCGGCAGUCAGAAAGCCGUGGAGAAAGAGCAAGAGAGGGUUCAAACGGCCGGAUACUGGAUCAUUCAUCCAUAUAGCGAUUUUAGGUUCUACUGGGACUUGAUAAUGCUCAUCAUGAUGAUGGGGAAUCUAAUCAUCAUUCCUGUGGGAAUAACCUUCUUCUCAGAGCAGACUACCACCACCUGGCUGGUCUUCAAUGUGGCCUCGGACACCAUCUUCCUGGUGGACCUGGUCAUGAACUUCAGGACAGGGAUCGUCAACGAGGAGAGCUCCGAGAUCAUCCUCGACCCCAAGGUCAUCAAGAUGAAUUACCUAAAGAGCUGGUUUGUUGUGGACUUCCUCUCCUCCAUUCCAGUGGAUUAUAUCUUUUUAAUAGUUGAGAAAGGCUUUGACUCGGAGGUAUAUAAAACAGCUCGUGCCCUGCGAAUCGUCCGCUUCACCAAGAUCCUCAGUCUUCUGCGUCUGUUGAGACUGUCCCGACUCAUCAGAUACAUACAUCAGUGGGAGGAGAUUUUCCAUAUGACCUAUGACCUGGCUAGUGCAGUGGUAAGAAUAUUUAAUUUGAUAGGGAUGAUGCUGCUUCUGUGUCACUGGGAUGGCUGCCUCCAGUAUCUGGUGCCUCUCCUCCAAGACUUCCCCCCUGACUGCUGGGUGUCCCUAAACGGUAUGGUUAACGUUUCCUGGGGUAAGCAGUACUCUUAUGCCCUCUUCAAAGCCAUGAGCCACAUGCUGUGCAUCGGGUAUGGCGCCCGGGCACCCGUCAGCAUGUCUGACCUGUGGAUCACCAUGCUGAGUAUGAUUGUAGGAGCCACGUGCUAUGCCAUGUUUGUCGGUCACGCCACAGCUCUAAUUCAAUCCCUGGACUCUUCGCGCAGGCAAUACCAAGAGAAGUACAAGCAAGUGGAGCAAUACAUGUCCUUCCACAAGCUUCCAGCAGACAUGCGGCAGAAAAUCCACGACUACUAUGAACAUCGCUACCAAGGCAAAAUCUUUGAUGAGGACAACAUCCUGAGUGAACUCAACGACCCUCUCAAAGAGGAAAUUGUCAACUUCAAUUGCCGUAAACUCGUGGCCACCAUGCCUUUGUUUGCCAACGCGGACCCCAACUUCGUGACGGGCAUGCUGAGCAAGUUGAAGUUCGAGGUCUUUCAACCCAACGACUACAUUAUCAGGGAAGGCACAGUCGGGAAGAAGAUGUACUUCAUUCAACAUGGUGUAGCGAGUGUCAUCACCAAGUUCAACAAGGAGAUGAAGCUGACUGACGGAUCCUACUUUGGAGAGAUCUGUCUGCUCACCAAGGGCAGACGAACUGCAAGCGUGCGUGCAGACACCUACUGUCGACUCUUCUCCCUCUCUGUUGAUCAUUUCAAUGAGGUGCUAGAAGAGUACCCCAUGAUGCGACGCGCAUUCGAAACUGUCGCCAUCGACCGAUUGGACCGCAUCGGGAAGAAGAACUCUUUGCUGCUGCAGAAGUUCCAGAAGGAUCUGAACGCCGGCGUUUUCAACACGCAGGAGAACGAGAUAUUGAAGCAGAUUAUCCGUCAGGACAGGGAGAUGGUGAUGAUGGUGGACCGCAAGCAGUCAGUCACCGGGAUGAACUCAACACCAAUGUCAGGAAACUCCAUCAUUAACUCGCCAGCCCAGCCUCCCUUCCCCACUGCCUUCAGCACCAAUCAGCUCCAGCAGUCCUCUGUCCCCAUGACCUACAGUGCUUCAGCUAUUGCCAAUGCCUCUGCUGCCCGCAUGCUGCCAGCCGCUGCCGCUGCCGCUGUUGCAGCGCAGGGGGUUUACCCUCCUCCCAGUCUUUCCCACGGCAACCUGAAUUCAUCCUCAAUCAACCCACAGCAGCAAGGAGCCAUCAUGUCGCCCUGCUCCUUCACGGCUGCUAUGUGUAGUCCGCCCGUUCAGACCCCUCUGGCUAGCCGGAGCUUCCAGUACGGCUCGCGUACAGCCUCCCAGCUGUCGCUUAUCCAGCAGCCCAUGGCUCAACCAUCUCUACCCACGCAGCAGCAGCUCGCCCAGCAGCCUGCUGCAACAACUGCAGCCACAGCCUCUGCAGCGCAGCAGCAGCAGCCGUCACCUCAGCAGCAGCAGCAGCAGGUCCCUUCGCCUCAGCGGGGAGAAGUCCACAAGAGCACACAGGCCCUGCAGUCGGGCAGCUUGAGUCGAGAUGUCAGACAUUUAUCGGCCUCCCAACCAUCACUGCCACAUGACACAUCUCUGGGGCCCAGAGUGCACCCAGCCUCAGGAGACUCUCUGGCCUCCAUCGUGCCACCAACGGCGGCAGGGAUCCAGGGAAUGAAUCUGCAGAGCGGCAUCCGCACCACAGUGCCCCAGCGUGUCAACUUAUUCCGGCAGAUGUCGUCAGGAGCCUUGCCCCCGGUGCGCUCGGCUGCGGCGGCAGCAGCAGCGGCAGCAGCGGUGGCGGCAGCAUCAUCGUCCUCAACCCAGCACAGGGAAUCCCCCGGAUCUAGGAGAGAUUCUGUCCUGAGCAGUACAGAGACUGAGCAAGACAAAAUGCGUUUUGCAUCAAAUUUAUGAUCCCAUUUUUCCCUUUUCAUUUUUUAAACUUAAAUAUGUUUCAAUUCAUUUUUAAAAACGGAGAUACAACAAAAGAGAUAAAGAUGAGGAACUUCAGCAUUUUUGUUUCUCUCCAGUUUUCUUCUAAAAUAACCUCAUAGAAACCCUGUACAUACAAGCCCUUGUAUUAUAUUUUAGACACAUUGUCUCCCUAAACUUAAGAAUGUAUAUUAUACAGAUACAUCUCUCUUUUCUUUGACGCCAUAUAUAUAUAUACAUAUAUGUAUAUAUAUAUACUGCUGUGUGUAUGGGUGUGUGAGAGUGUGUGCAUGUGACCGCGUGUGUAAAAUCCAACUAGAAUAUUUGGCGAUGGCAAUUUAAAAAGCUGUAGUAUAAACAUGAGUCUUCCUUUCUGAGAAAUAUAAAGAAUUAUAUACAAUGUAUGAAGUUUUUUUAAUUUAUUUUCUUUUUGCUUUUUUUUUUUUUUUAAACUGGAAUGCAUUGUGGAUUCUGACAAUGACAUAUAUUUCUUUUCUUUUUUUUGUACCAUUAAGAAAGAGAAAAAUCGUCUUCUCCUAUUAAGCAGCUUUAGGCACCACUGUGGAAUUAUACAUGCAAGUAACUCUGACAAAUAAUCUCAAAAAGCACACACUCAUGAAUGAAUCUCACACCAGUUUCCUGAACCCUUCAUUUCAGAAACCAACACAGAUACUGUAACUAAGUGUUAUGUUGCUCUCUGCAACACAAAUACAGUAUGCUGAGCCACUAUAUCCCCACAGCGGCUCACAUACGAACCAUGACAGUGUUAUGGGUCCAAAGGGAAUAGAUAAUAGAAAUGCUGCUUUCUUUGUUUUCUUUUUUUCGAGGAGAAUGGAGUGUGGAGCAAGAUAUGGAUGGAUGCUAUUGUUUUCUAUUUCUGAUUUCAGAUGGCUGAGAUGUUACGUAAUGUUGCUUAAAAAUUCUGUGUAUAUUUAUAAUAUUUAUAAACUAAAGAUUAUCACCAUUAUGCAAUAGACUGUGACAUAAAGAUUACCUAUAUGUGUGCUGUAAAUAGUUUUGUAGAUCUAGUAUUUACAGAUACUGUGUGGUGCAUUCUCUAUCAUAACAAUGUCUUACUUCUAUCAGGAACCUGGAUAUCAUCUAUACGCGAAAAAGGUUUAGUGACAAAAUACAUAUGUUUCAUAAGAGAUGAACAAACCUUAAUGCAAUAGCUAGCACUACUUGAUGCUGAGAAAUGCCCGAUCGGAGGACAUUGAAGAAUCCCUCUCUCUCUGUAUACUAUUCCUAGCCCCAGUGUAGGUUUUGAUUUUACAUCAAGUGAACAUAUACAAUAUUUAUCAACGAUAGUCAUCUUGAUUUCAAAGUCAUCCUAUUGGAAGUGUCUUCUCUAAUCGCCUCAUUUCCAAAAACUGCUGAGGAUCAUUUUGGGAAUGAUUCUUUUCUUCACAGUCAAACUGAUUAAUUCAGUCCCUCCAGGAUUUUGUGGCGUUUUUUGGGAUUUGUGGUCUAAAAUGCCUAAUUACAGGGCAGCUUUUCAAAAAAAAAAAAAAAAAAAAAAAAAAAGGCGAUGCAUUUCUGAUGUUUUCAGUCUUUUUGUUGGGAAAUUUCUGAUGCAAGUGAAAAUUACUCAUAUAUUAGGAAUCUAUCUGCCGUACCCCUUAAACUUUUGUGAGCUGCUGUCUUCUUGCUCUCUCUGACAUCUUAGCACGAGCUAACACAGCGCCAACCGCUAAUAUAAAAAAAUAUAAAAUGGUCCAAAAAAUCUCAAUCUCAAUGUCUUGACCCAUUAAUAACCAUUGGAUAACAACGGUGAUGCUAACAGUUAGCCCUGUCACUGUGUGUGUGUGCUCCAGGCAUGGAGCUCACACUCCUGCAGCAGCAGUCUCAUGAUAAACAGAAAGUGAGAGACAUAGUAAUGCUGUGCUCACACUACAAGCGACAACUAUAUUUAGUCAAAAAAAUACCUGUGCGUUUCAUCAGUGUUUGAGCCCCAUUUUAACGUUAAAUUUCACCGCUAGCUCUCUUUGAAUCGCUGUCCCCUGUUCCUGUUAGCAUCAGCUAACUAAACUAUUUAACACAGCACCACAGCUAGAGACAAACCAUAUGACUGCAUCAUUGGUGUGCUGAUUAAAGUUUAGGCCAGCUCAGAUUCAAUUUCUAGCACGUCCACAGUGACAAAUGUCGGGUGUCAGUUUGUGGCUUCAUGUCGGCUUCCAUUGAAAAUGACCUGUAACCUGUAUCGCCUGUAGUGUGAACACAGCAUAACAGAGGGGCAAGGAGGGGCGGAGCAAAUCAAUACACUGCGUACAGCUCUACAAUGAAAUGAGAUUUUACCCAUUUUAAAUUAUUAGUUAUUAAGUUGCAGUGAAUGGACACAAUUUCAAGGUUGCACAGGAGUCAUUCAUUUUUUUAGAUGGCAACAUCCUGGAGGGGCUGAUCAUUUUAUGAAAUAUAUCAUUCGAGGGCGUUAAUGAGACCCACAUUUUUUUAUUCAUCACACCUUUUUUUCAGCUGCUUCUUGAAUAAAACUGUACUGUACGCUGUCAUAUCACACUAACUGUAGUUGAAGAGCCUGGCACGACACUAUCAGCUCAUACACUUUAGGUUAAAGACGUCACUCAAAUGUGCAGAGAGGUACAUUUUCAGCAAGAGGUGUUUUUGUGCUGCUGCAAGUCAGAUAAAGAAUUGCUGGUUUGCAUUAAGGUUUCUGUCUCAUGUAAAUCCAUUCUGUGGGCUUAGGUACUCUAAACUGACCUGGACUGAUGUUGAGGCAGGGAAGCAAGGUCAAGCCAGAAUAUUGUGACUCUGUCCAAAAGGAUAAGAGCUAUUUUGAAUAUUUUAAUCUUACAGUAAUAAAAGUAUUUCAUGACUCGACUAAAAUAAGCCAGCCAUUACGGCUUACAGGUCAUCUCCCUGCACAUACAGUAGAUGUGUGCACGAGGCCUUCCUGCAGUCUUCGCACAGCGAGUCAAACGUGACAAAGUACUCUGCUGCCAGUCGUGCAGAAUGUCCGUAGAGAGUCAUAGUUUUCAUGGCGCCGAACAUCCCAUCAGUUCAAAGUGACUAAGCCCUCUGAGAUGCCGUUUUAAAAAGAUUACAAGUCCUCGCUACAGAUUGUGUCGAUAGUGUACCAAUACAGUCAACCCACCAAAUGUCAUGAAAGCAUGCACUGUCACAAAUACUUAAAAAGAUACUAUCUCAAAAAUGUUGACGUUAAAUGUAAUGUUAGAUUAUGUUUUGUUCAUUGUCUGUCUGCCUAGACGUUUUAUCUGUGUGUGAACAGAAGCAUUGACUUUUUCACAUGGACAUUCUUAAGUAUUUGUGCCUAAACUAUAGCCAUGUUCCAUCCUUUGUUAUGAGUGUGAGCUCGGUGCGUUCGGGGGAGGGGG
Epinephelus moara (kelp grouper) is the source of this 6479-nucleotide messenger RNA. RefSeq names its product potassium/sodium hyperpolarization-activated cyclic nucleotide-gated channel 1 (gene hcn1). NCBI's taxonomy places the organism in Eukaryota, Metazoa, Chordata, Actinopteri, Perciformes, Serranidae. The coding region runs from base 301 to 3111 and encodes 936 amino acids. The record is from RefSeq and is a predicted model, not a curated record. The transcript has 8 exons. Gene Ontology annotation, cellular component: membrane. Gene Ontology annotation, biological process: transmembrane transport; potassium ion transport. Gene Ontology annotation, molecular function: voltage-gated potassium channel activity.